Cydia splendana is the source of this 1230-nucleotide messenger RNA. RefSeq lists its product as uncharacterized. The record is from RefSeq and is a predicted model, not a curated record. The coding region runs from base 8 to 808 and encodes 266 amino acids. Gene Ontology annotation, molecular function: arylformamidase activity. Lineage: Eukaryota; Metazoa; Arthropoda; Insecta; Lepidoptera; Tortricidae. The transcript is spliced from 5 exons.
UCCAAAGAUGAGCACGAAGGUUCUCCUGUUAAUUUUUUUGAGGUUCUUAGGCGAAGGAGUGAACGUUGAGAUGUCUGACCCUGCUGUAGAUAUAUACGACCUUUCGCAUCCAGUUUCGUGGAAAGAUUUGGUGAACAUCUACGAAGAGAUUAAUACAACGCAUAAACAAUGGCAGAUCUGCUUCAACUGCGGUUUCCCCGAAAUGGGCACUUCCAUCCACUAUCAAUACUACGGCUGGAAUGCCUUGAAGCCAGCAGUCAUACCAAUUCAUAACUUGCUGACCAGACUCAGAGUCAUAGACUUAAGCUCCAUCACGAAGAGCCAUCCAAAUCUCGUGCUCACCCUGCACGAGGCUCGCCGCUUUCUCACCGUGGAACAGGGACCAUUCCGGCCCACGAUUCUGUUGUUCAAGUUCGGAUGGCCGGAUCAUCCGUUGUAUGGUCUGAACUACAAAUGCUACUGUCAGAUGCCUGGAAUCAGCUUCGAUCUAGCGGCGUGGAUAGCCGUCAAUCUGAGCCACGUGGUGGGUGUGGCCACGGACGCGCCCAGUCUGGAGUCCGAGGAGACACGGAAUUCGACGGGUAAAACUGUGUCGGCUCUGUUUGGCAAAAGUGGAGUAUACAUGAUUGAAAAUGUGGAUGCGAGGAGGAAGAUACCAGAAAAGGGAUGCAUGGCGUUUGUUACGCCCACGAAACUGAUCGACGGGAACUUCGUGCCGGCCCGCUUUACUGCCUUCUGCCCGCGGCGUCACGCAGAUAGAGUGGAAAUAAUCAUGGCUCCUCGACGAGUAGGACCAAAUGUCGCGUAAACUAGCCAAUGAACACCCAUAAACCAGAAAUUGACGCCUAACUUACGCCCGAGUCUCCGGGUCCAAGAACAUUUAGUAACUGGAGACGCCUUGGUUGUCAUUUUCUGUAUAAAACAGUCUGCCGAUGUUUGCGGGGGAGGGGCACGUCAAAUGUAUGGCUAUUUGUACAUGAUUUGUUUUGUACGUAACGUACAAAUAGCCAUGUCAUAUAAACGUCAGUCCAUACAAAAGUUUGCAAAAUUGUGCAAGGUUUCCGGCAGAGGGGUAACCUCUUAAAGGCUACUCCAGUUAUUAAAUACUCUAAGCUCCGGGUUAUAUGCGUACACCGGCGCUUUCUGUAGAAAGACAGCAACGAAACCUUCUUAUACUUGUUAAAUCUAUACAACAUAAUAAUCCACAAAUAUAACAUGAAUAUUUAUAAA